Hydractinia symbiolongicarpus is the source of this 5614-nucleotide messenger RNA. RefSeq lists its product as uncharacterized. The record is from RefSeq and is a predicted model, not a curated record. Lineage: Eukaryota; Metazoa; Cnidaria; Hydrozoa; Anthoathecata; Hydractiniidae. The coding region runs from base 158 to 3769 and encodes 1203 amino acids. Gene Ontology annotation, cellular component: Golgi apparatus. The transcript has 2 exons. Gene Ontology annotation, molecular function: antiporter activity.
UUAUGCUUUUAUGUCAUAUACAUAAGCAUUAUUCAAUAUGAUUUCUGUUUUCCCGUUGGAAGUCUUUUAUAGUGCGAUAAAGAAUUCUGAACUCAAGGACUUGUAGUCGUACGUUAAGCUACAAUCGAGAUAAUAGUGGUCACACUUGGUGGCAAAGAUGAUGCUUCUUAACAAGUCAUCUAAGAAGAACCUCCUUGACAACAGCAGUUCGAUUUUUCUAAAGGUCGUUGUACUGGUUGCCAUAUGGUGGUUCAGCAAUGUUGUGUCUUCGAUUGCUUCCAAAGAAGCUCUGACCAACAGAUCAGCCAACAAAAAUGUCACUACAACUGACAGCCAACCUUCAAGAACAAGCCAUUGGUUAGAACUGACUACAAUGCAAAGUGGGUUUGGUGGUAUAUUAGGUUUCCUGUGGGGAAAGUAUUAUCUACAACUAAAGUCACCUGUGCAAUUCUCAAGCAACAGUGGAAAGUCAAUGUACAUAGCAUCAAUUGCAAAUACCAUUGGUAAUAGCGCCACCAACAUAGCAUUCUCGAUGAUUGGAUCAAGCUCAGUACAAGUGGUAAAAUCAAUGGAACCGAUAUUUACGUUUACAUUUGCAUUCUUCUUCUUCUCGAAAUCGAGGUCGGACCUUAACAUGUUGACAUUGCUAUCCAUUAUUACUAUAUGUCUGGGCAGUUCAAUGUUUUUAAAGGAAGAUCACCGCUCCAAUCUAAGCGGAAUUGCCGCUGCAGUUACCUCCAACAUUGGAUUCUCCCUGCGCAAUAUAUUUUUAAAGACUUCCGACAACUUGGAUCCACUUCAAAAAUACACAACGUUGUCAAUUUUUAGUUUUGCCAUAACCUUCCCUGUACUUAUUGGAAAAAUGAUCAUGGACGGCAGAUUUAUGUUGGUCAGCUAUACUUCAUCCAUUUCGGUGUUUUUUCACUUUGUCUACAAUCUUGCCUCAAUUAAUGUCUUACAAAGUGUGUCACCAAUCACACACGCAGUUCUAAAUCUAUGCAAAAGAGCUGUAGUAGUAACCGUUAACAUAGUUCAUUUCUCUUUGACAUUGUCGGAUAAAAUGUUUAUUGGACUGGCAAUUUUACUACUCGGUUUAAUAGCCUUUACUUACAUAAGCAGAAUUAACGGAGCGCAAUUAACAUUGACCAAGAAACACAACAUUUUCAUCGUCAUCAUGUUGCUAAUCAUUUUAGGUACAAUGUACAAUUCCGGAAUUAUACUUAAAGGGAUGCCACAAGUCAAUAUGCGUAUUUACACAGCCUACCCUAGUGACAAGGUCUCAGUGUCAACUCACUUGAAUGGAAAUCAAGAGGAUUUAAGAAAAAUUAAGAUCGAAAAAGUAAAUGACCAAAAAGAAAUAACUAACACUGGAACACCAUUGAAAAAGGCAAAUAGAGAGGUUAACUCAGCUUCAUUAAAAGAACUAUACGUGCCCGAUUAUGUUUUCACACUCUGGUUAUAUACACAACCUGUACCAGGUAGUGCGCUACGGAAUAUGGAAAACAUUGCAAUGAAGUACAAAACCUCUACAUUUGAAAUAUUUUGCAGCUCAGCAGAAUGCAUGAAUAAAUUCAAAGCAUGGCAAUCCGAAAAUGUCAAGAUAACAUUCUUUGAGUUGAACAAAGUCAUAAUAGCAACACCUUUUUUUGAAUGGAUGAAAAAGUUUAUCUUAAUCAAGUUUUUAUCUGGUAAACACUUUGAAGAAUACCUCAAGCAUAUUACAAGACUCUCCCUGCUUUAUCGCUUCGGGGGUUUGUAUAUUGAUCCAUUUUAUAAUUUCAAAGACACUUCAUUCCCAAUUUCAAAGAACUUUCCAUGGAUAGCUGCAAAUAAAGAUGUGGAUUUCCUAGACAUCUGUUAUUUCCCUAAGCAACAUGACUUUGUGCGAAGGUUAUCAAAGCACAUUACCGUAGAAGCUUCGAUGCUAAAUUCAUCAAAAAUAUGGCCUGUGUAUUACGACAUGCUGAACAACUCAAAUGUGUUUUACAAAAACUAUAAGAAUUCAAAAGAUGAAAUCAAAGAAACAGAAGUGGAAAAUUUAAAGAGAACCACCAUUGUAUUUACAACUCUUCGACAUUAUGCCACGAUGACACGUAAGAUUCACGGUGGAGUAAUGAGUGUUAAUGUAGGUGAUGAGGUCCAGUCAUUUACUGGAAUACAAUUGCUACCGUAUAUUGACACACUUGUUGAUCGUGGGCAGCUCACGUUGCCUAAGAACUACACCCAAUCUACGAUGAUGUUUUUCAACGCUUGGUGGGGAGAACCGUAUCAGCUCUGGCCACCAAAUAAACUAUUUGUUCCGCAGUUACUUUCCAUGCACACACAGCCUACGAUACAUCGUCAGUUCAUUCGCAAUAUUUCUUACUUGUUAGAGCGGGAAGCAGUCGGUGCCCGUGAUCCAUAUUCCUUGAAGUUCUUUCGGUCUAACAAAAUCGAGUCGUUCUUUUCAGCGUGUGCAACAUUACUCAUCAAGAAUCGAUAUGAACAAGAAGACCGAACGAGUGAUGUUUAUGUUGUUGAUGUUUUGGACAAAAAUUUACAUCUCGUUCCAAACAGUACGAAUUAUAAAAUCAUCUCUCACUUCCAAGACUGCACUAAAUGCACAAGAAAGAAGCUUUUUCAAUACGCCUACGAGAGAAUUGACAUGUAUGCUAAAGCGAAGCUAGUUGUCACGCAAAGAAUUCACGCUGCUUUACCCUGCGUGGCAAUGGGUACUCCGGUGGUAUUUAUAAAUUCUGCGAAAGCACCUGGUGGGGGUGGAACAGCUUCUGGUCCUUCAGAAAGAAUCGCAGGCUUAACCGACUUAUUCCACACUAUUGACUUUUACCGAAAAGCUAAACCUGAAGAGAUGUCGGCAGCAUUUAAUUGGCAUAAUCCUCCUCCAAAUCCCAGAGUUGACUUGUUAAUGGUAUAUCGAGCACGGCAGUGGAGCUAUCUCCGUCGAGAUCCCAUUAUAUACGAUAACGCUAUCAAAUUCGGUAUUAUACCACCUUUAUAUGUAAAACAAAAGCUAAAUAAAACGGCUCUGUUAAAUAUUCAUUUGUUUUACGAUAAUAAAAUGAAUAACGAAAAAUUACGUUUGUACCAUACACGAGUAAUUGAGGCGGUUUUAUAUCACCAUCCUCUCUCCAAUCUGACCAUUUGGAGUAAUUCCAUUGAGAAAAGUAUCUUCGAUCCACUAACAGAAGUUGGCUUCAACAUUACCGUCCGAAAAUACCAAUUAUCUGAAUUGGCAGAAGUGGCAGAUAUACGUCAAGUGAGUGAGUUUGUAAAAGUAACUGGCCUAAUAUCGUGUCCACAUCUUCCGCUCGCUAAAAUGCUAUUACUUUAUAAUAUGGGAGGACUGUUCAUUGAAAAUGACAUUAUUCUGGUAAAAAACCUAUUGGAUCAACCCUUCAAUCAUUUUGAAUCUUUCGAUGGAAAUUUCGUUACUCAUAUGAAAUUCACUAAAGGGAACAACAAGCUUAAGCAGUUAAUCAUAGCAUACGUAGCAAGUCCGAACAACACAUGUACGCCUAAAAUCGCUGUUGGUACUAUACCGAAAGAAAGCAAGAAUCUGGAAGAAUCUUCUCCAAUAAUUCGUCAAAUAGUGCAUGGUCAAAACGAGACAUGUGUCGAUUUACAAAAAGACGUAUUAAAGAAAUUCAAAGGCAUUCAAAUUGAUUUUGGAAAGUUGCGUGAGAGAAUUGGUAAUGGUAAACUUACCUUUAAAUCAACUUGUAAAGCGAUUAUGAAUGAUUAUUGCUUAAUUUGUUAUAAUCAGUAUUAAAAAUACUUUUUCAGUUGAAUUUUUAUGUAUGUGGUUCCUACAUUGUUUUCUAAAUAUUUUGUUUGUAUUUUAUUUUUGCCUUAUCUCAUUUAAAACAAUUUCUUUAAAAUUUCUUCUAAGGCUCAUCUUUACACUCUUUAACGAACGCAAUGUACUGCCUGCUGUUUCUCUAUUUCUACCUAAAUCUUCCUAAAGAAUUUUUCAAUUUAACCAUUUGACUCGAAAAUACGACGAUUGGCGUCAGAGCUAAGCCGACUUACCCGCCACCUACAUUUUGUAAUAUACCACUUUCAGAUAUAAAAACGAAAGCCCUUGGGAGGUUUACCCAUUUUCUCUAACAUUGUGACGGCAGAUGGCCAAAAGUAGGGCUCAAAGUUGAAAAAAUAUCGGGUAAAACCAUAAUUUUUUCUUUAGAAGACAUAUUCUAGACACUAAGGCUGAAGAAAAACUUCAUUAUCUGCUACAAGUAACAUUUCAGAGCAAAGAUGUUUACAGUAUCGUACUCGCUUAACAAUAUCAGCAUACUCAAUAAAAUUAAGAACAUCUAUCCUUAUUCAUCAAAAUUUUAUUGGAAUUUUUAUCAUUAUUUUAUUACUUUAGGAUUAAAUAAUUUUUAUAUCACAAUAUUUAUUAGCAAUAGGACAAUGGAGAUUGACUAAGAUUUUUUAUGAUUUUUCUAUUUAUUAUUUAAGUGUGAGUUUAUUUUAGACCGUGCGAAAAUGUAAAUUAUAUCUCUUUUUUUUCGCGACAGUAUUUCAAUAGUAUAACUUGAUUUGUUCUUAAACCAAAUAAAUCUCUUAGAUAAAUAAAGAAUUAAAUAUUCCAAUAAUUUUUGUCCGACUCAAGAAGCUAGUGCCGUAGAGAAGCUAUAGCACAUUAAGAUUGGAGCCUUUUAGGAUGAAAUUAUUUCAUUGUUAUUUGGAGUGGAAAUUCCACAGCUAUUAACGUUUUAUCCGCAAAGGCUUUUAGGCUGAAAUUCUGUAGAAAGCAUCUCAGUAAUAUAACGCAUCAGUAGGAAAAAUAAAAAUACUUUUUGAGCUGACAUGGAAGAAUUAUUCCAAGUUAAAUGUAAAAACUAAGGUGAAAAGAAAUGAAAAUAUUUUCAAGCAAGAUGUCAAAUUUCACAAAUUCUGAAUAUGAAAUGUGAUAUGAUUAUAAGCUUAUUAUAUCAUUUUAUGAUGAUCAAGUAUGGACGGGAAAGGCUUGAAUAAGAUUAUUUUCAGUGAUUUAGAUUGAUAACGAGCUGUUCGGGAAGACGAUAUUCCACCGAUUUUUUUGAUUCUUAAAUUUUGAUAACCUUUCCUAUUCUAUAGUAUAUGGAGGACAACAUCACUAUUCCAUCAAUGCUCAUUGGACUUCCAACUAUAAAAACCAUUAAUUACACUUAAGGGGUGUAAUCUCAAUUGAAGGAGCGUUCUAGGACGAAUUCUUUCAAACCAUCUCUCAGAAAACAUCUACUCCAAUGAGAUACCAUUGCAUUCCAGUGUUUUACACAUUCAUGUAUUUAAAACUGAGGUUGCUAAUUUGUAUUGGAAUUCUUUCAAUCCUUGAACGCUCAUCGUUAUGGAAUUUGUUUCUCGGUGGCGUUUUCGAGAUGUCUAAAAGACGUGAUUUUGCAAAAUUGAUGUACUGAGGCAUCUUUAAAUCGCAAAAAUAAAAACUGAAAAUUUUAGGACAGAAGUUGUCAAUAUAACGAAGUUGUGGAAUUAUUGUUAAUAGAAUUAGUCUUCUUAAAGUGCUCCCUAACUGUUUGCGUUUAUUUUGUUCCUAUUAUGAAGUUGCAAAAACAUGUUGUAUUUAGUUUGACUUAGUUUGUAAAAAAAACUUAUCUUAUGUUACAAAAAA